AAAAAGUGAAAGGUAUAUAAAGCAAAAACCAACAGCAAAGAUUCUCCAUAAACACUUUCCUAAUGCUACAGUUUUCCUUAACUAUACAAAAUCUUGGUAGAGAAAAUCUUGAAGCAAAUCUCACAUGGCCAUUUCAAAUUUGUCCAUUUUUAUUAUUUUCCUUGUACUUCAAUUUCUAUGCAUAACAGAAGCUCAAUCAAGCAUUUGUAGAAAUUCGUGUGGCGAUAUCCCAAUUCAGUAUCCUUUUGGCAUUGAUGAUGGCUGUGGAAGUCCAUUUUAUCGACACAUUCUUGUAUGCACUGGUGGACAGCUUCAACUUAGAACCCCUUCUGGUAGAUAUCCUGUUAGAAAUUUAAGUUAUAUGGAUCCACAUAUUCUUGUGACCGAUCCCUUAAUGUGGAAUUGUCUAGAUGGUGACAAUUUUCGACCUACCAGGCCGUUUAGUCUAGAUACUAGCACACAUUUCACUUUGUCCUCUGAAAAUGACUACUUGUUCUUUAAUUGUAGUGAAAGUGAUGUGUUAGUUGAGCCAAAACCAAUGUUCUGCGAGCGUUUCCCUGAUCAGUGUGAUUCAACUUGUGAUAGUUCGAGUUAUCUUUGUAGGCACAUGCCUGAAUGUCCUACUGCUUUGAGGAGUAGCUCUUGUUGUUCUUACUAUCCCAAAGCUACUGAAUCUUUGAGGCUGAUGUUGAAGCAUUGUGCAAGCUAUACUAGUGUGUAUUGGAGGAAUCUUGGUUCAACCCCAGCGUUUGAUCAGGCUCCUGAGUAUGGGAUUAGAGUUGAUUUUGAUAUUCCAGUCACUACGCGAUGCUUGCAGUGUCAAGAUACUGCUAAGGGAGGGGGAACUUGUGGAUUUGAUAUAGAAACACAGGAUUUCUUGUGCUUGUGUGACAAAGGGAACAGUACUACUUACUGUAAUGAUCAUACGAGCUCCCACAGAAGAGGAGUUGUAGCAGGGACAGCAACUGCAGUUUCAGUAGCAGGGGCAUUUGGAAUCGGAGCUGGUGUAUGGUACUUGAAGAAACUCAGAGCAAAAGCACCGGUAACUCAUGGAGUUCAAACCAAUGAGAAUAGACUCUUCUGAGAUCUUCUUUUGAAGUAAACUAAAAAAUUGCUGUAUUUCUUACUUUUUUUUCCCUCACUUCUCUUUACCAUUUUUCGACUUGUUUUCCCCCCUUUUCUCUUUUACUUUUUUAUAUAGCUUAGCUUAUUCUUGCACUUUAAUUGGUUCUGUUUGUAAGUUGAAGGAAUCAACUUUUUGUCUUAGCAUGUUUUGACAUUGCUUGUAUGUGGAGUAAGGAAUGUCUUUAGAGAACCACUA
Molecule: messenger RNA, 1321 nt
Organism: Solanum pennellii
Lineage: Eukaryota; Viridiplantae; Streptophyta; Magnoliopsida; Solanales; Solanaceae
Exons: 3
Coding region: 125-1084 (319 amino acids)
Molecular function (GO): polysaccharide binding
Source: RefSeq, a predicted model, not a curated record